UUCGAGUCGACUAAUCGCUGAAAGCAAUCUUGGAAUGCAGCGCCCUGUUAGUUCAAAACGAAAUAAGCGUACAAAAUUAAACAAUUUGGGUGAAAGUCAGAAAAAGAGUUGGUGUGAAAGUAUAUUAAGCAUGGAUGAAGAAUGACUACCCGUUAUUCUUACAGAUUCUAUAAUGACUAGUGAAAUUCUUUACCCACCUGAUUGCCUACCUGUAAGUGCUGAACAGCCUUUGAAAGAACUGAUCACUGGGCUUAAAAAUUUACUGUUGAAUCUGCAGAGUCUUGAACAGGAGGGCACUGAUCUAGAAGAUAACUGUGAUGAAUUUAUCCCAUUGUUUCGCCAUUUAUCAAGUCAUGACUUCCUCUCUCACGUAGACCCACUUGUAAAGAUGACAGUGGCUUGCUGUCUCGGACAACUGCUUCGGUUUUUGCCUUACAGAUCAUUUCUAUGGAAUGAUAAAGAGUUAAUGGUGCUUCUAAACUUUUUCGUGAAGCAACUGGAAUAUUUUGGCACUUCAGAUGGUAAUACUUUUAAAUACUGUGUCAGCCUCUUGAAAAUCCUCAAUAAAACUGAGAUACUUAGUAAACUGUUCAUGUGUCUGGAGUAUACCACGAACAAGGAACAUAUUUAUGAUACAUUUCUGUUGACAGUAUGUGAGGUUGUCUGUACUAAGAUAAAUAUUUCCAUGGUGGAAGUGCAUGUUGUGCAGCUCCUGCAGAAUUUUAUCAGUAAUUCUAAGUACACUUCCAAUACAGGAAUUGAUAUAAUCCUCUCUAGCAUUCUUCAAGAAAAUGUAGUAAAGUAUCCAGGGUUGUAUCGUGUAGCAGUAAAAGUUAUAAGAAAAUGCAGUAGAGCACUGGAUUUUCCUGUCAAAAUGCUGCUGUUUCGAGGGCUUCAGCAGGAUGGCAUACCUAUGAAAACAAGAAUUUCAGGCCGUGAAUUUGAAGUGAUGUUUGAGCUGCAUCACAUUUGUCCCACUCUCCUUGUUGGUGUCUGGAAUCAGCUGGAGGACUUCAUGUUGGGGUAUACAGAGAGCUCGAACAAGAAGAUUGCUCUCACACUCCUGGCAAACAUGUUUUCUGAAGAGAACUCCAAUUUUGCUAUUACAUACAGACGCCUCUGGAACGAUUUUAAGAAUUGUGUGAAUGAGCCAUCAUCAUUUGGACGGUCAUUAUUAGUUGCACGUGCACCAAAGUUCCUGGUCAAUCAACCUGAUUUGUGUGAAGAUAUAAUCCACAUCCUUCAGCAACGAAUGUAUGACAGUGAAACCACAAUUAGGUUUGGUGUAGUGAAAGCAAUAAAUAAAGCUACAAAGACAAACCUUGAUAUACUUCAGCAUUCAGCUCUUCUUGAUAUUUUGAAGCAUAGUUCCUGUGAUAAUAAUGAAAUUGUGCGGAAAGAAGCACUGACUACUUUGGGACAAAUAUACAGGAGAAUCGUUGACAGCAACUCUCCUGGCUUGAUGAUGAAGGCCAUAUGGAUUGCAAACACAUUGAUGCAUCUGUACAGGGCUCCAUAUGAUCUGAAUAUUUAUAUACCUGACAUUGAGAAGGUGAUUGUGAAGUGCCUGGUACCCUGUGAUCUUCCUGUAGACUGGAGGAUGAAGAAAUUGCUUCAGUUGUGGUGCCUACUUGAUGAUGAAUCUCGUAACAAUUUCCAUCAUAAACAAGUGUUAAAGAAAAGAGCUUAUGAAUGUACACAUCAGCUCCUCUCUCUGUACCAAGGGCCCCCUAGUGAUGAACUUUCAUCUAAACAAUUAGAGUGGCAUAGAGAAAUGGUAGCAGGGAAGCUCUCUCUGACUAUGGGAAAUCAGAAGGAAGCACAUCACAGACUUCUGUUGCUUACAAAGGAACUGGCAGCAAACAGAAAAUUGUUGAGCUUCUUGCAAGAAUAUGCAAAUGAAAAUAACUUUUGUGAGGACUAUGAACGACUGUGGACAGAAAAUCAGGAUAUAGUUUCAUAUACAAGUGAGAGGAAGAAGAGGUCACUGACUUCAAAACGAAGAGUUCUAAAAAAGGAAUCUAUUGUCCUGAGUGUGAAAAGUUUGUGUGCCAAACUUGCCUCUUUCUUGGUUGAUGAAGUGGCCAUGAAGGAGUUGCUAACUCUGGUGAUGGACUGUGUCACCCGUAGUGACGUAGCCAAGGACCUACACAUUGCUGAAAGCACAGCUGCAAAGCUAGGAAUUGAACUUCUUUGUGAAUAUUUUUAUCUGAUGCCAUGUUUGGCGUUUAAAAAUGAAUCUACGAUGGAUCAGCUGCUGUUGCUCCUCACAGUAGAUGAUUGCCAUUACAGUCUUCCUGCUCUGAAGAUAUUUGUCACUCUGUCUUCGUAUAAACCACUGGGUGAGGUAUUUCCUGAAUUUGUGUCUGAUCACCUUGUCCCACUGUGGUUCCAGUUUGCCACAUCUAGCACUCCGACACAAGCCAAAUUGGCAACCUGUUGCUUGUGUAGCCAUGCUUCAGAGCCUGUCAUCUCACAUAUCCUAACAGAACUUAUGAAAAACCUGGACUUAGUCGAUGAACAUUAUUUGACAAAAGAAGUUGCUGUAGGGCACUUUGCCACUCACUUGCCCAACUAUACAGACACAAGAUGCAUUGCUUAUGUUACAGAGAUGUGUCACAAGUUUGUUCAGAAGUCAAUAUUUCAAGAUUUGGAAGAUGAAAGUAGUAAUGAUGUUCAGUGGUAUGAAAAGGAUUGUCUUCCAUAUGAAACAAAGUGUAAGGUUCAGGCACUGAAAGCACUGACUCGACUGACUGUCAGAUUGCGUGAGCAAACAACCACAGAGAAGACCUUGUCCAUUCUUAGCAAGAUUGUUGAAAAUGGUGGUGCCUACAGCAACAUCAACAACCUUAGUACUGCUACCAAGGCAUGGCUACGGCUGACGGCAGGAUGUGCCUUUCUCAAGAUAUGUGAUGUUCCAUAUCUUUAUGCAAAGCAAGUUCAGAAGACAUAUUUUUUCAAGAUGGCAGUUCUUAUGAAGGAUGAAUCAGAAUCUGUUCAGCGUCUGUUUGUGAAAAAGCUGUGUGAGAGACUGAUGCAGUGGGAACAGCAGAGAUAUGGUCUUCCCAGCAUGUUCAUAUCAUAUUUUGUGCUGGCUGGCACUGAGCAGGAUGAGGAAGUCAAGUCAUUUAUAUCAGAUGCACUGAACCUGUGUGUGCAGGACAAGCGGCAGCAAGUGUGGAGUAUCAUGUGUGUUACAAGAUUGUUCAAGAAUAUGUCCCAUUUGUUGACCUGCUGUCAGCAAGCCCUGCCUGAAUUUUGUGUCCAAGCAGCACUGCAAAUAGUAGCAAGAUUUGUGUUAGAUUUCACCGAUGAUACUUCAGUCCAGCGGGCUUAUGUAUGUUUAUUUUUCCUCUUGAAUUCAUUGCUGAGCAGCAAGAAUGGUAAUUUUGGAUUACUGGCCACAGACUUCUACAUUAAAUUAUUUGAGCUCAUGAGAUCCUGCAGGAACACAGUUAACCCAGAGGAUGAAGAGCUUAAUAAGAAAAUAUGGGCCAUGUGCGAAGUUGGUGAAUAUCUUCUGUCUACAGUGAAUUCAGUAGUGAAUAAUGAUGCUGAAGUACCAGUACCAGUUCUUGAUGAAACCUUCCAUAAAAUGGAUCCCAGUAUUGACAACACAGCUGUCAAGUAUCUGACAGUCAAUAUGGAGAAUCUUCUGAACGAGACAGUGGCUUCACAAUUGGGUGGUGAAUUUGAAGAAGGAGAACUGGAGGAAGAGGGUGAGGAAUGUAGCUCUGAUGAUGAAGAGGUGGCUGUAUUUUAUCCAAAUAAAGGACAGUAUGAGAUACAGAAGCAGACUAGAAGCAGGACAGAAUCACCACAGGCUACUUCAAAUGCUGAAGAAUCUCCGAGAACCAGAAUGCGAUUACAAAUUUCCAGGAUUCAGAGAUCUGCAAGAAAGAGAAGAAGGAAAAGCAGUUCUUUGAGGAAGAAUCAAGAGGCUGAAUGAGUCCACUGAUGGCUUAGUGUGACGAGAAGUGCAUAUUUUUAAGGAACUCUGACCUUCAAACCAUUACCAGCUUGGAGGGCGACAUCUACCUUACAGUACACCGUUCACACAUUCAGUAGUUAAAUUUGUAAUUCCCUUUUACUUUUAAUUGUUGAAUAAUUAUGAUAACUUUACAUUAGCUACCAGGGGAAGGUCUUUUUCUUUUCAUGUAGUAUGUAUCAGUUUUCAUGAUUUAUAAAUUUUCAGUUUGGCUGCUUCUUGUAUACCACUUAGUAUAAAGCUACUUUGCAUUAAAUGCAUGGAAAUAUAGCAGACAUUUUUAACUUACGUGUCAAAAUAGGUAUUUCAUCUUAAACACAUGAUGGGUUUUCUUAUAACUGUGAAAUCAUUUAGAAAACCAGUAAUUAUUGUGAGAGACCAUAUCCAGAAUUGUUCUGGGGCUUGUACAGCCCUUUCUUCAGAGGUAAAGGCAAUUGUAGCAUAAUGCUGGAUACUGAUCUUUGUAUUAUUCUAAGGUUGUUUUAUGUUUUCCCCCCUGGUUCCUUUAUGUCUUCAUGCUGUGGUGUUUAGACAUAAGGUUGUCUUUGUUCUCACUUUUAUCUUUACAAAAAAGAAAUACCAUUAAUUAUUUUUUGUCAUGUUUGGAAUUGUUAUGUUUAUAUGUCCAGUUUCAGAGUUACAAUCUUACCCAUGUGUUCUUAGCUUUAAAUGAAGCUAAUGUCUGAUUUUGUAUGUUUGCUACUGAAAUAAGUACCACAUGUGAUAUAAUUUUGCAGUAAAGCAUUAUAUUUACCUCA
Cryptotermes secundus is the source of this 4746-nucleotide messenger RNA. Its product is annotated as sister chromatid cohesion protein PDS5 homolog B-A. The record is from RefSeq and is a predicted model, not a curated record. Gene Ontology annotation, cellular component: nucleus; chromatin. Lineage: Eukaryota; Metazoa; Arthropoda; Insecta; Blattodea; Kalotermitidae. Gene Ontology annotation, biological process: mitotic sister chromatid cohesion; DNA repair. The transcript has 24 exons. Bases 173 to 3949 code for a protein of 1258 amino acids.